GCCUUUCAUUUUUUCAACUGGUUCACAGCCCGCAAUCAAUCCCCAUCGCUGCUCUCUUUUCACUCUCCAGGCUUAUUGGACUUGGAAAUUCCACCUUACUAUCUCUCACAAUUCAAUCAACUAUGGAAUCCAUUGGAGUUCUCAUGGCUUGCCCCAUGAACUCUUACCUCGAACAACAACUCGAGAACCGUUUCAAGCUAUUCAGAUUCUGGACAGUGCCGGACAAAUCAUCCUUUCUGGCUUCUCACAAGGACUCAAUCCAGGCGGUCGUCGGAAACGCCUUUGCCGGUGCCGAUGCUAAGCUGAUCGAGGCGUUGCCCAAGCUGGAGAUUGUUUCCAGCUUCAGUGUGGGGCUUGAUAAGAUAGAUUUGGCCACGUGUAAAGAAAAGGGUAUCCGAGUUACCAACACCCCUGACGUUUUGACUGAGGACGUGGCGGAUUUGGCGAUCGGUUUGAUGUUGGCGGUGUUGAGGAAGCUCUGUGAGAGUGAUCGGUUUGUGAGGAGUGGCAAGUGGAAGAGAGGGCAAUAUGUGUUGACUACUAAGUUUACUGGAAAAAGAGUUGGCAUUAUUGGGCUGGGAAGAAUUGGCAUGGCAAUUGCUACGAGAGCUGAAGCAUUUAGCUGCCCUAUUAGUUACUACUCUAGAACAGAGAAACCAGAAAUCAAAUACAAAUACUAUCCAAGCGUUGUUGAGCUGGCUGCCAACUGCGAUAUCUUGGUUGUUGCUUGUGCACUGACUACAGAGACCCACCACAUCAUCAACAGGGAAGUCAUCGAUGCAUUGGGUCCAAAGGGUGUUCUCAUCAACAUCGGGAGAGGCCCUCAUGUUGAUGAACCCGAGCUGGUUUCUGCAUUGGUUGAACACCGGUUAGGAGGUGCAGGGCUUGAUGUGUUUGAACAUGAACCCGAAGUACCGGAAGAGCUUUUUGGGCUUGAUAAUGUGGUGCUCUUACCUCAUGUAGGUAGCGGUACGGUGGAAACCCGCCAAGCUAUGGCUGAUCUUGUGAUUGGGAACUUGGAGGCACACUUUCUGAAGAAACCACUAUUAACUCCUGUGGUUUAGUUGUGCUAUAUUAGUUGAUUGCCAUUUUCAGAUCGGCGCCUCUCAUUUAUAUUUUCAUGAUUAUGAGGACAUUGUACGGUAGAACCUUAUUCCUAUGGGGCAUCAAUGUUGAUUGCAAUUAGAAUAAAAGUUUAACCAUCCUUUGUUGAUUAA
This is a messenger RNA of Gossypium raimondii (Peruvian cotton), 1217 nucleotides long. Its product is annotated as glyoxylate/hydroxypyruvate/pyruvate reductase 2KGR. Gene Ontology annotation, cellular component: cytosol. Lineage: Eukaryota; Viridiplantae; Streptophyta; Magnoliopsida; Malvales; Malvaceae. The transcript is spliced from 2 exons. The record is from RefSeq and is a predicted model, not a curated record. Gene Ontology annotation, molecular function: NAD binding; glyoxylate reductase (NADPH) activity; hydroxypyruvate reductase [NAD(P)H] activity. The coding region runs from base 123 to 1064 and encodes 313 amino acids.